GCGGCGUGAGCGAGCCGGGCUGGCCGCGGGGACGCGACACGGCGCUCGCUGCCUGCCUGGCCGGGCCGCUUUCCGGGGAGGCUGUGCGCGGGACGGAGCCCCCUCGCUGCGGCUGCUGCUGCUGCGGCGCCGCCGAGACAUGUUCGAGGAGAGCGAGUGGAGCGACGGCGGCGGCGGCGCGGACUCCUCCUUGCCCCGCGGCCAGCGGCGGCGCCCCAGAGCAGCGCCUGCAGCGGCCAGCAGCCCCGGGCGGAGGCAGCAGCAGCAGCAGCAGCGGCGGCGGCGUCGCCUCCUGGCCACCCUGCGCCGCCUGGAGGGGGCCGCUCGGCAGCCUCGGCCCUCCAGCCCUUCGGACGGAGGAGACAGCAGCGCCUCGGACUGGGAGCCGGAGCCCGCGCGCUCCUCAGGGCCGCCGCCGCCGCCGCCGCCGCCGCCUCACCGGGCAGGCCAGGAGCGGCCGCAGAAAGAAGCUGAUGCGGCGGCUGGAGAUGGAAACUUGGCAGCCAUUGGCAAGCAGAGCAGCCCAGGGGCCACGGAAGAGGAGGAGGAGGAGCGGCCGCGGCAGCCACUGACCCGGAAGCAAUGGAGGAACCGGCAGAAGAACAAGCGGCGGCAGAAGAACAAGUUCAAGGCGGGGGUGGGGCAGGGCAAGGAGGAGCCCCCCUGCAGCCAGGCCCCAGAGGCCCCCAGAGGGCCGGGCAGCCCCGCCCUCGCGCCCUCCCCCGAGGAGCAGCCUCCUAGUGCCCGGGCAGCCUCUCUGCGGCUGCGCAUGGAGGGACGGCUGGAGUCGGCUCGCUUCCGUUACAUCAACCAGCAGCUCUACACGCGCCCCAGCCGAGAGGCAGCCCGGCUUUUCCGGGAGGACCCCCAAGCCUUUGCUGUUUAUCACCAUGGCUUUGCCCGGCAGGUGGCCUGCUGGCCCGAAAACCCCGUGCAGCGCUUUGUACGCUACCUGCGCCAGAGACCAGCGUCUCUAGUGGUGGCAGAUUUCGGCUGCGGGGACUGCACGUUGGCCCAGAGCGUUCGGAACAAGGUGCACUGCUUUGACUUGGUGGCUCUGGACCCCCGUGUCACUGUCUGCGACAUGGCCCAGGUCCCUCUGGAAGCUGAGUCGGUUGAUGUGGCUGUCUUCUGCCUGGCCCUCAUGGGCACGAACCUGCGUGAGAUCCUGGAAGAGGCCAGCCGGGUCCUGCGAGUUGGGGGCACGCUGCUGGUGGCCGAAGUGGCCAGUCGCUUCGCAGACGUGCGAGCCUUCCUGGGGGCGCUGGCCCGCCUGGGCUUCCGUCUCCUCUCCCAGGAUGUCUCCGGCUCCCACUUCUACACCUUCGAGCUGCGCAAGGCGAAGGCGACCCGUCAGGCAGCCGCUGAGGGCGCGGCCCAGGCCCGCGGGAGGAAGCCGCCGCCGCCACCGCCCCUUCCGGGCCUGGCGCUCCAGCCCUGCCUCUACAAGCGCCGCUGAGGGAGGGAGGGAG
Hemicordylus capensis (graceful crag lizard) is the source of this 1472-nucleotide messenger RNA. It is a transcript of the gene RRP8, whose product is annotated as ribosomal RNA processing 8. The record is from RefSeq and is a predicted model, not a curated record. The coding region runs from base 140 to 1459 and encodes 439 amino acids. Lineage: Eukaryota; Metazoa; Chordata; Lepidosauria; Squamata; Cordylidae. The transcript has 6 exons. Gene Ontology annotation, molecular function: methyltransferase activity. Gene Ontology annotation, cellular component: nucleolus; rDNA heterochromatin; chromatin silencing complex. Gene Ontology annotation, biological process: cellular response to glucose starvation; rDNA heterochromatin formation; regulation of transcription by glucose.